Molecule: messenger RNA, 3815 nt
Organism: Anolis carolinensis (green anole)
Lineage: Eukaryota; Metazoa; Chordata; Lepidosauria; Squamata; Anolidae
Product: cytosolic phospholipase A2 epsilon
Exons: 20
Coding region: 81-2513 (810 amino acids)
Biological process (GO): glycerophospholipid catabolic process
Cellular component (GO): cytosol
Molecular function (GO): calcium ion binding; calcium-dependent phospholipid binding
Source: RefSeq, a predicted model, not a curated record
CUCAGUUCAAAGACUUAAUAUGCUCUAUCCAUUGCUACUUGUCUGUAAACUGUUUAGGAAUCUGUCAAACGAGGUUUGCAAUGGGGAUAUUUACAAGCAAAAAACAGCUGCCAGAGUCCUCUCCAUGCAGCCUCCUCACAGUCAAGAUCAUAAAAAUUAAAAAUCUCCGGAAGGCGGAUCUUUUAACACAAUCUGAUUGUUAUGUGACUUUAUGGAUGCCAACUGCUUCACUGAAAAGGACCAAGACCCGGACUGUGAAUGAUUCCAAAGACCCCGUGUGGAAUGAAAGCUUUCACUUCAGGAUUCAGAAUCAAGUCAAGAACAUUCUGGAGUUUAAAGUCUGUGAUGAAGACAAGCACACUGCAGAUGACCAUCUUCUCACUGUUUUCUUCGAUGUAUCAAAAAUCAAGCUUGGAGAAACAGUUUGCCUCAAUUUUCAGCUUAAUCCAAAGGGUAAAGAGGAACUAGAAGUUGAAUUCACUCUAGAGAGCAGUCCUGAUGUUCCAGAAAAGAUUUUUACUAAUGGAGUCUUAGUGUCUCGUGAAGUUGCCUGCUUGGAAGUUCAAGUGGAUAAGGGACGAGUGAAAUCAGAAAGUAAAUUCACCCUUUCUGUAGAUGGGUCCUAUGAAAAAGCUAAGAAUCUCACACUGAGUUCCUGGUUUUGCUCUGCUUCUCCUGCUAAAUUCUAUUAUGUUAAAUACAACCAAUCAGAGCUGGAUAUUGAACUGAGAAGGAGAGUGCUCUGCCCGGGGCCCGAGGGGAAUGAGAAAGCAACACUUCACUUGGCCUCACUUCCUAUAGAAAAGAAAGUGACAAUACCACCGAACAAAACCUUUGAUAUGAAUGUGAAAUCGAAAGAUUGGACUCAAGGAAUAUUAUUUCGAAGGCCAAAAGAAAUUGAUGUGCGUUUGGGAUAUAGUCUGUGCUCAGAUGAAAAUAGUUUCCUCAAGAAAAGGAAGAAAGUGGUUGCUAGUACACUGAAAAAUAUUCUUCACUUAGGACGAAACCUGCAAGAUCAUGAAGUCCCUGUGGUCGCUGUAACAACUACGGGGACUGGAAUGAGAGCCUUGGCAGCUAUGUACGGCACACUUUGGGGUCUCCAAAGAAUGAAACUUUUAGACUGUGUUUCAUACAUCACUGGGUCAUCGGGUACAACAUGGACCAUGACAGAUUUGUAUGAAGAUGCUGAUUGGUCAUCUAAAGAUCUUGGAGAGAUAAUCAAGAAUGCUCGGAAGCAAGCGGCCAAAUCCAAAAUGAGUGCCUUUUCACUGACUAGCAUGAAGUCCUACUACAAAGAGCUAUGUCAAAGGAACGUAGCAGGGUAUAAGACGUCCUUUAUUGAUCUUUGGGGACUCAUGAUUGAAGCUAUGCUGAAUGAUGGGAACAACAACCACAUACUCUCAGAACAACAACAGGCAGUAAAAAGAGGUCAGAAUCCCCUGCCAAUCUAUGUGGCUCUCAGCGUUAAGGAUAAUGUCACCACAAAAGAUUUUAGAGAAUGGGUGGAGUUUACACCCUAUGAGGUGGGAUUUCCAAAAUAUGGAGCUUUUGUUCGUGCUGAAGAUUUUGGAAGUGAGUUUUUCAUGGGACACCUAAUGAAGAAACUCCCAGAAUCAAGGAUCUGCUUUAUGCAAGGGAUGUGGAGUAGUAUAUUUUCCAAGAAUCUCUUGGAUGCCUGGAAUGCAGCUGACAACUCAGAGGAUUUCUGGACAAGAUGGACCCGAGACACUAUCACUGAAAUUGAUGAAGUGCCUGAUUUGCCAGACAGGCCCCAUGAAAUACCAACACGCAUGUUGACACCUGCAGGAGGCAUUUCUGAAACUCUGAGGGAUAUUUUAACAGAUCGUCCAGCAGUGUCAAAGUAUCACAAUUUCUUACGGGGGUUCCAAAUGCAUAAUGAAUACAUGCAUAACCCACAUUUUUCUAAAUGGAAAGACACUAUUCUGGAUGAAUCUCCCAAUGAACUAAGAGAUCCUGCAGACCACCUGGAACUGGUAGACAGUGCUUUCUUCUUUGAUACUAGUUGCCCUCCACUUCUGAGACCUGAAAGAAAAGUGGACAUAAUUCUCCACUUCAGUUAUACUGGAGGAUCGCAAAGCAAGCCUCUGGAACAGGCCUCCACAUACUUCUCAGAACAAGGAAUCCCAUUCCCCAAAACUCUGCUAAAUGAAGAAGAAAAGAAAAACCUAAAGGAGUGCUAUGUGUUUGAAGAUGUAGACAAUGCAGAAGCCCCCACAGUAAUUUAUUUCCCACUAGUAAAUGAUACCUUCCAGCGAUACCUUGCGCCAGGUAUAGAACGUAGUGCUGGUGAAAUGUCUCUAGGCAAUGUUGACCUCUCCAGUCCUCUGUCUCCAUAUUCCAUGAGACAGUUCUCACUGAAGGAUGAAGAUUUCAACAAACUGUUGAAUCUAACAAAUUACAAUGUCCAGAAUAAUGCCACUACUAUCUUACAGGUUUUGCACGAGGUUGUAGAACGGAAAACACAGGUUCAGGCAUCUCAAAUGGUGUCAUGAACAUCACACAGACACACGCAAGCACACAUUAUGGAGAAAAUAGAGGAUCAAAGAGAGGUCUAAUAGCUGGUUGAAAGGACAAGGCAUAAAAGAACUGGAGUUAUCUAAACUUGGUUACUAAAAUAUUCUCCAAGCACUAUUAUCCUUAUUGAAUAAAUAUUCUACAAUUCUAGCCUGCUAUUUGCUAUUGGCAAAGGGUGAUCCCUCAGUGCACUGGAGCCCAUGAAAGUUUGGACAAUGGCAUAUACUUCACUCUACUGAUUCCUGGAUAUUUGAUUCCUGGCUAUCCAAAUGUUUGCCUGUCAUUUGCCAAUAUAGAUGUAUAGUUCAAAAUUCUUAACUCCAGAUUCUCCUAUUGAAACAGUUAUGGGCAUAGAUCCUAUUGUUCACUCUCACUAGAGGAUAUCCUGUGGAUCAAUGAGGCUUAGUUAUAUGUUGACCCACCAGUCAACAUUUGAUUCAAUGGGUGUACUUCAAUUGGGACUAAUCUGAAUCAGCUACAUCUUAAAGCAUAUCUAAACUGACUAUUAGGUUGAUGUAGAUAUGUAUCCGCCCCAGCAUAUCUGGGGCAAAGUCAUCUUAAUGCAACCUUGCCCUGGGUUAACCUAAGUCACUUGAAAGCACUAAUCCUGCCCCAGGCUUUUCCCCAGUGUAAGUGCUGUGAGGACAGUUAGGCCAGUUCCCAAACAGGACUGGGUGAAGCUGUCCCGCCACUGAUGCAACCUGGCACCUACCUUCUUCCUAGGGCUCUGAUGUCAGGCAGGGCACCAGCUUCCCUCUUUUCCUGGUUCCUUUUUCCUCAACAUGCCAAUACUAUUGCAGACACCAGUUGUUCAGCAUUUUAGGUCAAUGUUGAAGGGACCCUAAUUAAAUGCAUUUCUUUCUGAAAUCAUGUUGAAAUAUUAUUUCUCUUUGAUAUUGUCCAGAGUAAAAUAUCAUUCCUACGAACUGUGGAGUUUUUUUUUAGCAUUGUAGACAACACACACAGUUACAAAUGCUGGGUUAAAAUCAUGCCUGGAUGAUUAAAUUGUUCUUUACCUGCUCUUUAAAAUUGGAAAAAAUUCACAAUGUUAUGUAAUGCUUUCGAUUCUAUUAACAAUAACCAAACUGAUAUUUCAUCUUUUUGAAAUACAGAAAUAUCCAUGAAAGGAUCCACUUAUCUCCUACUCACCUAAUUUCUAUUUUAAAUAUUUCUUUGCUAUCUGUUUCUUUGUAUAUAGACAUCUGAAUAGUUUAUUAGAAGAUAUUCUAUUGAAGAAAAUAAAAUAAUGCAUAAACAAGAAUAAACUUUAUGCCACACAC